Messenger RNA from Cryptosporidium muris RN66, 1068 nucleotides. RefSeq lists its product as uncharacterized. The record is from RefSeq and is a predicted model, not a curated record. The transcript has a single exon. The coding region runs from base 1 to 1068 and encodes 355 amino acids. NCBI's taxonomy places the organism in Eukaryota, Apicomplexa, Conoidasida, Eucoccidiorida, Cryptosporidiidae.
AUGAAAAUUAUAGUGUCUUACUUUGAACAUACUGGAAAUAACGAACAGCUAUGUAUGUCAUUAUUGAAAUUGAAACUUACAACAGAUAGUUAUUCCAUGAUAUAUAAAAGUCAACAAGGUUCUGAAUUUUCAAAUAUUAAUUCUAUUCAAAUCGAAGAGGAACUAACUGGACUACGUAGAAUGUGCAAAGGAACUUUGGAAAAUGUUAAUUAUGCAAUUAGAAAAGUUAGAGAACUUAAGUCGAAAUAUAGAUUAUAUAGGCAACAAAUGAAACUUAGUGCUAAAGAUGAUCCAAGUAAUAUUAAAUUUUUUUUAAAUAAAAUGGAUUCUAUACUAAUGUCAAUAAAUUUAUACAAACAAGAAUAUGAUGAUAAUAUUUUUUUCUUACUAGAAAAUUGUCUUGAUAGUAAAAGUUCUGCUGCAUAUAAUGUUAGAAGGGCUAUAUCAGAUUUUAAUAGAGAGGAAAUGAAGAAAAAGAGAUUAAGAAAAAAACUUGACAAAAUAAGAAAUAAAGUGACAUUAUUAAAUAUUAAUUCUACUGCAAAGAGUUUACAUAAGAUUAAUUGUUUUCACAAUAAAGAAUCUUGUCAAUGUUGUGUUGAAUUAGAUGACAUACAGCAAAGAAAAUCUAAGAUCUUAGAAAGAAAGAACCAUCUAGAAAAAAAAAUUAGAGAAAGUCAAGAUGAUAUUGAUUUUUACAAGAAUUGUUUUGAAAAGGAAGAAAGGAUAAGGAAAGAACGAAUAAGAGAAAAAGAUUUUGUAUUACAAAAAACCAGAAGAAAAUGGGAUAAAUAUAAUAAGUGUAAGGGAGGACUAAUUACAGGAUUAACAAGUAGAAACAUAGGAAUAUAUACAAAAAAAAAGUUACAAAAAAGAGAAAAAGAAGAAUAUGAAUAUGAUGAAGAAGAAGAAUAUGAAUAUGAUGAAGAAGAAGAUAAUGAAGAAGAUGAUGAAGAGAAGAGACGAGAACGAGAAAUGAGACAAGAACUAGAAAUGAGACUAGAAUUAGAAAAAAGACUAAAACAAGUAGAAGAGAAAAAAUUAAUAAUAAAACAAAUGAACAUGUAA